AUGUCCUCCUCCUCCUCCUCUUCCACCCAGACGAAAAAGAAAGACCACUGGUCCUCAGAAUCCUACGCCUCCUCCGCCGCCUUCGUCCCCAAACUAACCUCCACCGUCCUCUCCUACCUGUCCCCCACCCCCUCCUCCACAAUCCUCGACAUCGGCUGCGGCGACGGCCUCCUAACCACUCAAAUCGCACGUUCCGCUCACUCAGUCCUCGGAAUCGACGCGUCAGAAUCCUUCAUCGCGUCCGCCAACCAACGCCUCCAAACCUCGUCGUCGUCGGAGGAGGAAGGAAAAGCGCUACAAGGAAAAUGUACCUUCUCCCUCUGCGACGCCAACAGUCUCCUCUCCUCCCCUUCCGUUCAGGAACAAGUGGAGAAGCAUGGAGGGUUCGAUAAAGUGUUUAGCAACGCGGCGAUGCACUGGAUCCUCCGCCACCCCUCCACGCGGGACCCAUUCUUCACAUCCAUCCACCGCGUGCUCAAAUCGGGCGGGACGUUCACCUUUGAAAUGGGCGGCGCAGGAAACGUAGCCGAGAUCCUCACAGCCACCACUGCCGCUCUGCGUUCCAUCGGCGGGCUUUCCCUUUUCGAAGCGAGGGAAGCGAGUCCCUGGUUUUUCCCUAGUGUGGCGUGGAUGAGAGCUUGCCUUGAGAGGAAUGGAUUUGUAGUGGAAAUUUGUGAGACGGAGUAUCGACCGUCGAGAAUGACGGAGACGGAGAAAGGGGGACUGGAGGGGUGGGUGAGGUUGAUGUGUGCGGAGUUUUUGGAACGGGUGGAGGAUGAGGGGAAAAAGGAGGAGUGUGUGAGGGCGAUUUGUGAGAAUGUGGAGGGGAGUGUGUGGAGGGAGGAGGAUGGGUCGAGGUGGUUGGGGUAUGUGAGGUUGAGGGCUGUUGCGAGGAAGAAGUGA
This is a messenger RNA of Zymoseptoria tritici IPO323, 903 nucleotides long. RefSeq lists its product as uncharacterized. The transcript has a single exon. The record is from RefSeq and is a predicted model, not a curated record. The coding region runs from base 1 to 903 and encodes 300 amino acids. NCBI's taxonomy places the organism in Eukaryota, Fungi, Ascomycota, Dothideomycetes, Mycosphaerellales, Mycosphaerellaceae. Gene Ontology annotation, molecular function: S-adenosylmethionine-dependent methyltransferase activity.